AUGCCCCUGUCCAACCUGUCUUUCAACCUCCAGGGCAAAGUCGCCAUUGUAACUGGAGCUUCCCGGGGUAUCGGUGCCGGAAUCGCGUUCGAGCUGGCGCGCCGUGGCGCGAAGGUGGCUGGCACAUACACAUCCCAAGGCAGCGAAAAGGCCAUGGACGCCCUGAUAGCCAAGAUCGACAAUCUCGGCAACGGCUCGCAAGCCAUCAAGAUCAAAGCCGACCUGCGCGACCCUCUCGCCCCUAAGCAAGUCAUCGAGCAAACAGUCCAAGCCUUCGGCACGCACAUCGACAUCCUCGUCAACAACGCCGGCGCCGAGCUCGUCAAGCCCCUGCAGGACGUCACCGUCGAAGACUUCGCAUCCAUCUAUAACCUCAACGUCCGGGGACCCAUGCUCAUGGUCCAGGCAGUCCUCCCACACCUUCCCGCCCGCGGCGGGCGGAUCGUCAACAUCAGCUCGGUCGGGGCGCGGUACGGGUUCAAGGACCUGUCGGUGUACUGCUCGUCCAAGACGGCGCUCGAGGGCCUGACGCGGUGCUGGGCGGCCGAGCUGGGCGGCGCGGGCCACACGGUCAAUGCCGUCAACCCGGGCCCGGUGCAGACGCAGCUCAUGGAGAAUAUCCCGAAGGAUUAUAUUGAGAUGCAGAAGUCCCAGACUCCGGUGGAGAAUCGGAUUGGAACGGUGGAUGAUAUCGCCCAGAUUGUGGCGUGGUUGGCCAGUGAGGAGAGUCGGUGGGUUAGUGGACAGGUGAUCUCUGCCAGCGGUGGGUGGGCUAUGUACUGA
Molecule: messenger RNA, 783 nt
Organism: Canariomyces notabilis
Lineage: Eukaryota; Fungi; Ascomycota; Sordariomycetes; Sordariales; Chaetomiaceae
Product: NAD(P)-binding protein
Exons: 2
Coding region: 1-783 (260 amino acids)
Molecular function (GO): oxidoreductase activity
Source: RefSeq, a predicted model, not a curated record